AUGUACCCGCACUCAAUACAUAGCAUUAACGGGUACCGUGAGGUGUGGGGUGCGGCACUAGUGCUCCUCGAGCUGGGGGACGAGGAGGCGGCCUCGGUUGACUUCUCGCAGCCACUUCACGAGAUCGGGCUCACAUCCAUCCACGUGAUCAGCCUCGUGACACAACUGAGCGACGCGACCGGCUUGGACCUCUCGCCGACGCUGAUCUAUGAGAGCGUCUCGCUACGCGCUCUGUGCGGCACACUCCUCGAGAAGCUUGACCUGGGCGAGCCUGCCGCAGACGGCGUCACCGGCGACGCGAAUGCAAACUACGCGAUGCGAGCUUCAGACCGGCUUGUCAUCGCCGGGAUGGCGUGCCGCUUGCCUGGCGACGCAAACUCGCCCGAAGCACUCUGGUCCAAUCUGUUGGCGAGCAAGGAUGCGGUGAUUGCACCGCCAGCCGGCCGCCCACACAACGGGAGGGAGUCCGGCUAUCUGUCGCAGGAGGUGCUGAUGAGCUUCGACAACGGGCUCUUCGGGGUUGGCGAUCGCGAGGCCACGCUGAUGGACCCGCAGCAACGGCUGCUGCUCCAUGCGGCCUAUGAGGCCUUCCUCGACGCUGGCAUGCCUCCGAACGAGCUCUCUGAUCGAUCCGUGGGCGUCUUCGUUGGUAUCUCGCAGGUUGAGUACGCGGCGCUCGCACAGCAGGCGAUCCGAGACGAGCAAAUCGACACUUCGCCAUACCUUGGUCCAGCGUGGUCGCUCUCCAUUGCCGCAAACCGGAUAUCCUACCUUCUCAACCUCACUGGCCCGAGCAUCUCACUCGACACGGCGUGCUCGUCGUCGCUCGUCGCUGUCGACUUGGCCAUCUCCGCCCUCCGCGAGGGCAAGUGCAACGCCGCGCUGGUCGCGGGCGUCAACGUGCAGCUCCUUAGCGUGUGGUCGGAGACGUUCGUCGCCGCGGGCAUGCUCGGCAGCUCGCAGCGUUGCCGCUUUGGUGCUGAUGAAGCAGACGGGUACGUGCGCGGCGAGGGUGUGGGCGCCGUCCUCAUACGGCGUCUCGACGAUGUGGAGCCUGACGCUGUCAUCCGGCUGUACGCGGAGGUGAUCGGCGCCUCGAUCAACCAGGACGGCAAGUCGAACGGGAUGACAGCGCCGAAUCCGGCGGCGCAAGAGCAGAUGCUCCGCGCGGCAUACAAGAACAUUGAUCCGCAGCAGGUGCGAUACGUUGAGGCGCACGGCACGGGCACGCGGCUGGGCGACCCGAUCGAGCUCGAGGCGCUUGGACGAGUGCUCGGCAACGCCGGCAGCAAACGCGCGACGCACCGAAAGGAAGCUCUGCUUGUUGGUAGCGUGAAGGCAAAUAUUGGCCACCUCGAGUGCGCCGCCGGCCUCGCGUCGCUCAUCAAAGCCGCGCUCAUCGUCAAGACGCGAGUCGUACCUAAGACGAUCAACGUGGCGAAACCCAACCGACUCGUCAACUUUGAUCGCAUCGGCGUCUCGUUGGCGACCGAAGGCGCGGUCCUGCCUGCGGACGGUGAGUUUUAUGUCGGACUGAGCGGCUUGGGCUUCGGAGGCACCAAUGCGCAUGUCGUUCUGAAGACCCUCAGUGUCGCUGCUGACGAGCCCCACGAGUGCGUCUCGCCGACAGCAACGUUCACACGCCCGCUGGCGCUGCUGCUAUCGUCACACAGCUACGAGCACCUCCGCACCUGCGUUGUGUCGCUCGCAAAGAAGCUCGCCACACCGGCACAAGUGGAUGAGGACGAGGCGGCAGCGAUCUGUCGGUCGUUGAUCGCCCUCCGCUCGCACGAGCUGCGGUUGCAUCCCUUUCGCUUGGCCGUGGUUGGAUCGAGCGUUGAGGAGCUUAUCGCCAAGCUGACAGCAGCUGUUCGAGCGCAGGCAACCGCGCCUCUCCCGACAUCGCCGCCUCGCAUCGUCUUCACUUUCACCGGCCAAGGCUCGCAGUACGUUGGGAUGGCAAGCAAGCUGUACUCCUUCUCGGCGACGUUUCGUGCGGCCAUUGACGAAUGCAGUGAAGUGCUGGCCUCGUUUCCAGAGUGGAGCGGCGCCUCACUUGCGAUCGCUUUGUUCGGCCCCGAGCCAACAGCAGAUAUGGACCGAAGCGGAUUCGCGCAGCCGGCCCUGGUCGCACUCGCACUUUCGCUGUACCGCGUGCUCACUUCCGAUUGCGGUGUCGUCCCAGACGUCGUCAUUGGGCACUCCCUCGGGGAGAUUGCGGCGUGCUGCGCGGGUGGGCUACUCACGUUGCAGCAGGCGCUUCGGCUAGCGCUCGUCCGCGGUGUCGCCAUGCAGGCGCUGCGCUCGGGAUCUGGCGCGAUGCUCGCUGUCAACGGCUCGCCAAAGGAGCCGUCUUCGACGAAGCUUCGCGAGGUCUUGGCCGCAAGCCCCGCCAUUGCGCUCGCCGCCGUCAACAGCCACCGUAGUUGCGUCUUGAGCGGCGACGCCGGCCAGAUUCGUCACGCCGAAGCGGCGCUGAGAGCGGCGGGAGUGCGUGUCAAGCUGCUCGACGUGUCACACGGCUUCCACUCCGCGGACGUCGAUCCGUGCCUCCCCCAGCUCCAGCGCAGCGUUGAGGAGCUGAUCGGCGAGGCAGAAGCCCCAUCGUCGCCGGAUCACGCGGCGGCUGCUCACACGAACGCGCGGCCGCGCGUCAUUUCCACGCUGAGCUGCAAGGUGCUCGUGGAGACGCCGCAGGCGGCGCACUGGGUUGCUCAUGCCCGCCAAUCUGUGCUAUUCGAGGCGGCCCUCGAGAGCGCUGUGUCGGGGCAUGGCUGCUCCGUCGUGGUGGAACUUGGCAUGCAGGCGCACCUCUCCCCACACGUGAUUGCAAAGCCAUGCACUGCCAGAGCGGUGACGGCGGUUCAUACCCUACAAGAGGGGUGCGAUGACGCCGUGCGCCUACUCGAAACGGCCAGCUCUCUCUUCGCCGCUGGCCUCAGCGUGGACGCCGGUCCGCUCCUUCCCACCGGCAGGCUCACACGCGUCCCCGUCACGCCUCUCGUUGGCUCGCACUUCUGGCUACCUGAUCCCUCUGUCGACGCCAAGGAGGCCUGCCGGCUCUCGCAUGAGACUCCCUUUCAUCCACUGCCUUCGCCUCUUCUCUUUCGACCGUUGUGGAUUAAGCAUAACGCGCAGAGCUUGCCCAACUCGGGCAAACCCCCAAGGAUGUCGACGCUCCUCAUCGCGGAUCUGAUUGGUGACUUGCCGCAAGCAUUUGUCGAGCAGAUGCAGACGCUCGCCCGUCGCCACGUGCUCGCCCGCACCCCUGCCCAAAUGCAACGCUCUCUUUCGCAAACGGCAGUUGGCGAUGAGAUUGAGCUACUCGUCUUCCGUGGCGACGCCCCGUCGCUGCUGCUCACGUUGCAAACGCUCGCUACCAAAGGGGGCGCCACAUGUCGUAAGCUUGCUGUCCUUACGCAACGCAUUGCCAGCCACGACGGCAACGAGCAUCUACCGCUUCCCUCAGACGCGGCACUCUUUCGCGACGCGGCGACGUGGGGCCUCGUCAAGUCUGCGCGUCUUGAGCCGUCUCACACCGAGCUGCGCGCGAUCGACAUCGACGACUUCCGCUCGGCACUGAGUAUGCGCCACCUGAGCCACAUGCUCGCCGCACCGUCGCAUCCGCCAGGCAACCUCGCAAUCUGCGGCACAGACCUCUUCGACGAAAGGAUCUUCGCCGACGAGUCGCUCUCGGCUCCAGACCCCGCUCGGGCGAUUUCAAAGCGCUCCGGAACGGCCCUCAUCACCGGCGGCACCGGCGCACUCGCACUGCAACUGGCGCUUUGGCUGGUGGAGGCUCGUCAUAUCAAGCAUGUCGUCCUCUGUUCGCGGAGUGGGCGCGUCGCUGAGGCGAACCGCGGGCUCCACGACGCGCUGGAGGCGGCAAUAUUGCGGAGCGAGGGGGCAGCCACCUUGGUUGUCGAGAGGUGCGAUGCGUCAAGCGAGGAGCAGAUGCGUGCGCUUCUCGCUGCGCAUGCAGACGGCAUCACGGGCGGCGGCGUCUUCCAUGCUGCUGGGAUACUUGACGACGGCCUGUUGCGUGCGAUGACGGCCGAGCGCCUCCAACGGGUGGCAGCACCAAAGGCGGACGCUGCCCGGCUGAUUGACGCCUUGCUCACAGAGAUGGGUGUGCAACCGCGCCAUUUUGUUCUCUUUUCCUCUGUCACAAGCCUCGUGGGCACGCUCGGCCAGUCCAAUUACGGCGCUGCCAACGCCAUCCUUGACACACUUGCACAGCGCCGGUGUGCCUCCGGCGUGCCGGCGCUAUCGGUGCAGUGGGGACCGUGGGCGGGGUAUGGGAUGGCAGCAGGAGAGCGAGUGAGCACCUCGUUGUGGUUGCAGAUCGAGCCAUCACAGGCACUCGCUGCUCUUGGUAAGGUGCUCGAUGCAGCGGAAAGGGGGCCGGCCGUCUGCACGAUCGCAGCCAUCAACGCCGGGGGUGUGAUGCAGCUGAUGAGACAGCAUCCGCACGUUAGGGGCAUGUUCGCCGACGUGCUCAGCCGGCUGACCAACACAGAUAGCAAGCAGGCAGCUCCGCCCCUGCGCUGUGAUGUGACGUCGGAAGAUCUUCUCGAGGCUGUACGAGCCUUUGUGGCGACUGACACCGUGCUACCUGUCGACGCCUUGGCGACAGCGAGCCUGUUCGAUCUCGGACUCGACUCGCUCGCAAUCAGCGCCUUUGCCGUCGACAUCUCACGGCGCUUCGGCGCCAAGGUUGACUUGGCCACUCUUCUUGAUGCGAGCUCGUUUGACGCUCUGGCAGCUGUCGUGAACACAACUCGCAGCGGAGACGAUGGCGGGGGAAGCGCGGCUGACAGCACGAGCAGCUCGGAGAGAGAAGGCCCCGACAUCAGCUUAUCCUCCGUCGAUCCAUUCGGGCCGCUCAGUCCUCGGCGCGCAUUCACUCGGGAGGAGCACGAGAAGCUCGUGGAAAAGGUCGAGGUCCUUCGGCUGUGCGCAGAGUGCGACACCUUCGCGGCGAAACACGGGACCUCCAAGAAACUACUCUUCAUUGUUGCACGCGUCUUCUCUUGCGCCUUCAACGCGGCCUGUGGCAUAUUGAUCCCCAUCAUGCUCAGCGGCUACACCCUGACGAAACUCGCUGGCCUGUUAUCGAACGUGGAUUGGCUCGAGCUCAUCCCUGCCAUCGUCUACGGCGGAGCGGAAGAGUUCGAGAUCGCUCACUCUCUAUCCCCAGCUCUGAUGGUCAUCAGCACGUCCUGCGUUUUCCUUGGGGCGAUCCUCUUCACCAUUUCCUGCAUGAUCGGUUGGGCCCUCAUAGUCAAGAAGGCAGUCGGGGUGCGGCUGGUGCAUGGCCUUUCAUACCACUGUUGGAGCCUGACUUGGCUACGCACGAGGCUUGUUUCAGACGCGGCGCACCUGCUGCUACCACUGCCCGCGUCACUCCUGGUGCACACGGAACUGCUCGUCUGGCUCCAUCGGCUGUUUGGUGCUCGCGUGGGCGUCAAUGUCGUGCUCAGUACGACGCUUCCAGAUGUCGCGCCUGUUGCCGAGCUGGUGGACAUCGGAGACGACGUGCUGCUGGAGGCGGGCGCGAGGCUGAGGGUCGUGCAGAGCAGCGACGGGAUGCGGUUCGAGUGCAAGCGCAUCUCGAUUUGCUCAGGCGCGUCCGUUUUGCAGCAGUCGAUCGUUUGCGGAGGUACUCGCCUUGGCGAGGAGGCGGUAGCUGGCAUCUUCUCGGUCGCCCAAGGGUACGUCCCUGAUCGGUCGAUCGUCUCCGAUGCCGACGUGCUGCCGCCAUCGAGCAACUUUGGUGCCAACUGCACGGAGGUGACAUUGCGCUCGCAGAGCGGGCAGUCCACUUCCCUCCUCAUCGGGCACGUCUGCCUUUUCCUUUGCAUCCUCUUCCAGACUGCUUUUGCUGCGGCCAUUGCAGCGAGAUUGAUUCUGCUCGGACCGCUGUACGGCUUCGCGCGGCACGGGCGCUGGGUAGUUGCGCAGCACGGGCUAUGGGGAUUUGCGAUCUGUGCGCUCGUGCUGCCGACAUUCUUCACGCUCUACGCGCUCGGCGCCAAGUGGUCGCUGAUUGGGUGCCAGAGGCCGGGCACAGUGACCAUCACGACGGCGAUGAUGCUACGUCAAUGGUACGUGGAACGCCUCUAUUGGUUGGCGGAGAGCACCGUCGGUCCAUUCAAAUACUACUCGGUUCUGGACACUGCGUGGUGUGUGCUCUUUGGGGCCCGCAUCCAUUUUACCGCAAUCUUCUCGCCAACGCCCUCCUUGCCCGACUUUGAUCUGCUUGAGGUGGGUAAAGGCUGCUACACCAGUGCUCUUCUCUCGUACAACACCCGCCAGGUGCAUCACCGGCGCCAAACGGGCGCACCCAGCACCGUUACUUUCGGUGCGAUCCGCCUCCUCCCGAACAGCUUUGUUGGCCCAGAAUCUAUCCUGCUCUCGGGUGUCACAGUUGAGAGCGACGCCGCCAUCUCGGAGAGAACCCUCGUUGCACCGCACACCACUGUCGAGACGGGCACCGCCAUGCUCGGCACGCGUGGCAAGCUCAUACGAUACCGGCCCGACCGCAGCCGCGCUCCAGCUGGCGGGGUGUUGGCGUAUGAGGUGCACAUGCUACUGCUCAUGGCCGUCCGAAUCGCCUGGCACUUGAGCUUCACCUUGGCCGCACCGCUGGCGAUCUGGUACGAACAAGCCCGUGCUACAGGCCUACUCGACCGCGGCGCGGACAUGGGUACCUUCGUCAUGUUUUCUACCAUCACCAUCUGCACCGCAUGCGUCAUCCAACCGCUCUUCGUCCAGCCACUCUACGCCGUGUGCUCCGUCCUCUUCUCUCGCUCGCUAAUGGGUUCUCUCGCGCAGCCUGGCAAGGCGUACGGCUGGCACACGAGGGAGCAUUCGCGUUGGACCAGCGCGUUGGCACUCAACGCGAGAACGGCCACCUCUCUAACAAUGCCAAUAGCGCGACUAUGGACCGGCACGUCUUUUCCGCGCACUCUCUUCCGACUAGCGGGGGCCACCGUCGGACGGCACUCCGAGGUUCCUGCUCGUGGUGGCUUAUACCCCAUGCAGCCGGAGACGUCGUUGAUCACGAUUGGCGAAUGCUUCAGCACUGACGGGGCAGCGUCGGCUUACGCGCACAAUUUUGGAAAGGGCUACAUGGAGUUUCCUCCGCUGACGAUUGGCGCCGGCGUACAUCUCUCGCACCUUGCUCUGGUCAAUCCUGGCUUGCACGUCCCCGAUGGAACGCAUGUUGGGCCAGCCUCCAUCGUGUCAAAGCUCACGCAGCUCGACGACUCGCAGUGCCUUACCGUUCAGGGCAAUCCUCUCCGUCGAUGCCAACGCACGCAAAGUCAACAUUAUGUACACGAGGGGUCGAAUGUACGGGAAUGGGAGGAUGCGGCGCACUGGGAGGAUGCGGCGCGUAGUGCUCAAGCACGCUCUUCGGCGAAAAGUCGCCGCCGGCUGUCCACGCCGAGCCAGCCAGUUGCCGGUUCGCACGGCAGCCUCUUCCUCUCGACCAGCCUCAACUUCGACAUGGUCAUCAUUUUGUCGCUGCGUGCUCGUGGCGAGCCGGGCGGCGGUCACACAACGGAGUCGAAUCUAGUCGAAUAUUUAGCCGACGACGGCGACGACGCGGGCGCAGAUCGCCUCGGGUGCGCUCGCCGCGGUGAGGGCGGCGAGGAGGCCGGAGAGGCGAGCCUAUCAGCUGCUCAUGAUUGGUGA
Messenger RNA from Emiliania huxleyi CCMP1516, 7701 nucleotides. RefSeq names its product polyketide synthase (gene PKS4). The coding region runs from base 1 to 7701 and encodes 2566 amino acids. Gene Ontology annotation, molecular function: phosphopantetheine binding; fatty acid synthase activity; 3-oxoacyl-[acyl-carrier-protein] synthase activity. The transcript has 4 exons. Gene Ontology annotation, biological process: fatty acid biosynthetic process. Lineage: Eukaryota; Haptophyta; Isochrysidales; Noelaerhabdaceae. The record is from RefSeq and is a predicted model, not a curated record.